AUGACAACGGGGAGAAGAAGAGGAGAACAUGGGGGAGAAGAAGAGGAGAACACGGGGGGAGAAGAAGAGGAGAAUGCAUGGGGGGAGAAGAAGAGGAGAACACAGGGGAGAAGAAGAGGAGAACACGGAAGGGGAGAAGAAGAGGAGAAUGCGGUGGGGAGAAGAAGAGGAGAAUGUGGGGGGGAGAAGAAGAAGAGAACGCGGGGGGGAGAAAAGAGGAGAACACAGGGGGAGAAGAAGAGGAAAACUCAGGGGGAGAAGAAGAGAAAAAUGCAGGGGGAGAAGAGGAGAACACAGAGGGAGAAGAGGAGAAUGCGGGGGGAAAGAGGAGAACACAGGGGGAGAAGAGGAGAACACAAGGGAGAAGAGGAGAACACAAGGGAGAAGAGGAGAACGUGGGAGGGAGAAGAGGAGAAUGCGAGGGGAGAGGAGGAGGAGAACACGGGGGGGUUAAGAAGAGGAGAACAUGGAGGGGUUAAGUAG
This is a messenger RNA of Pelobates cultripes (western spadefoot toad), 483 nucleotides long. NCBI's taxonomy places the organism in Eukaryota, Metazoa, Chordata, Amphibia, Anura, Pelobatidae. The record is from the annotation of a GenBank genome assembly.